AUGGCUUUCAUUGGAGAGGCUCUUAUCUCUGCUUCCGUCCAGGUGUUGUGUGACAGAAUUACGUCACGCGAGUUCUUCGACUUAUUUCGGCAGAAGAAACUCAACGAACCACUCCUCAUGAACCUGACGACGACACUGUUGACUUUGUUCGUUGUGCUCAAUGAUGCAGAGGAGAAGCAACUUGUGAACCCUGCUGUGAGAGAGUGGCUUAACGAGCUCAAGCGUGCUGUCUUUGAUGUGGAGGACUUACUGGACGAGAUCAACACUGAAGCUUUGCGAUGCAAGCUGGAAGCUGAGGAUCAAACCCACAAAUUAACCAAUAAGGUGUGGAACUUACUCCCUUCUUCUCGUAAUCAUUUUUAUCAAAGCAUGAAUGUUAAGAUACAAGAGUUAUUGCAAAGAUUAGAAAACUUUGUACAACAGAAAAUUGCUCUUGGUCUGGGAGAAGUUGCUAGGAGGAAGGUUUCACAUAGAACUCCAACAACUUCCUUGGUUGAUGAACCUUGUGUAUAUGGUAGAGAUGAAGUCCAAGAAAAUUUAUCAAAACUGUUGCUAUCUGAUGAUGCAAGCAAGGAAGAUGUGUCUGUCCUCACAAUUGUUGGAAUGGGUGGGGUUGGCAAGACAACCCUUGCUCGAAUGCUUUACAACAACAAUAAGGUAAAAGGGCAUUUUACGCUUCAAGCUUGGGCUUGUGUUUCAGAAGACUAUAAUGCUGUUAGAAUAACUAAAAUUAUUCUUGAGUCAGUCACUUCAAAGCCUUGUAAUACGACAUAUAUGAAUUUGCUUCAAUUUGAAUUAAGAGAACAGUUGAGGGAAAGAAAUUUUUAUUUGUGUUGGAUGAUCUAUGGAAUGAAAAUUAUGGUGAUUGUAAUAACAUGGAACAAAAAUGCGGCAUCUUUAAUGAAAAAUGUUCCCAUGCAAAGCUUGGAACCAUUGUCACAUCAAGACUGCUGGUUGUUACUUGCUAAACAUGCUUUUCGAAAUGAAAACUAUAGUGCAAAUUCAAACUUGGAAGACAUUGGCAAGCAAAUUGCUCUCAAGUACAAAGGGUUGCUUUUAGCAGCACAAACACUUGGGGGUUUGUUACGUUGCAAUAUAGAUUCUGAGGAGUGGAAUAGAAUACUAAAUAGUAAUAUUUGGUACCUACCCUAUGGUACAACUGACAUUCUUCCGGCUCUAUGGUUGAGUUAUUACUAUCUCCCCGCUCAGUUAAAGCGAUGCUUUGUUUAUUGUUCAAUUUUUCCAAAGGAUUAUGAGUUUGAAAAGGAAGAUGUAAUUCAAUUAUGGAUGGCAGAAGGCUUAGUUACACAAGUUGAUAAUGGGAAGAUUAAGGAAUCAGUGGCUAGAAAAUACUUUGAUGAGCUAUUAUCCCGUUCGCUGUUUCAAAAGUCAAGAGAAUUCGGUUUCACAAUGCAUGACCUCAUUCAUGACUUGGCUAUAUUCAUCUCUAGAGGGUUUUGCCUUAGGCUGGAAGGUGUGGAAUCAAGUGAAGUUAAAAGAGCUCGUCAUUUGUCAUAUGCUAGGGGAGAAUUUGAUGUUGCUAAAAAAUUUGAGCCAUUAUAUGGGGCUAAGUGUUUGCGGACCUUCCUACCUACCUCUUUAAAUCCAUAUAUAUUUUGGGAAAAAGAUUUUGUAAGUAAAAAAGUUCUACAUGAUUUGUUGCCAUCACUAAGAUGUUUACGGGUGUUAUCACUAUCAUGUUAUCAAAAUGUCACUGUGUUACCUGAUUCUGUUGCAAACGUCAUUCACUUGCGCUACUUGGAUCUUUCUCAUACCGCAAUUGAAAGGUUACCUGUUGUACUUUGCAAUCUCUACAACUUGCAGACAUUACUAUUGUCAAAUUGUUCCUCUCUUCUUGAAUUGCCUAUAGACAUUAUAAAAUUGAUUAAUUUACAGAAAUUGAUGUUGGGAGGUUGUAUAUCUCUUAUUAAAUUGCCUGCAGGCAUGAAGGAGUUGAUUAAUUUGCAUCAUCUUGAUGUUAGUGGAACUAAAAUUGAAGAGGUGCCGGUGCAAAGGGGUAGAUUGAAAAGUUUGAGAACAUUGACUGCAUUUGUUGUGGGAAAAUCUACUGGGUCAGGCAUAAGAGAACUGAGGGAGUUCCCACAGCUUCAAGGAAAACUAUCAAUUUUGAAGCUACAAAAUGUAGUUGAUGCGAGGGAUGCACUGCACGCCAAUAUGAAGCACAAGAAAGAUCUCAAGGAGUUAGAGUUUUCAUGGGGUGCGAAGGAUGCUGAUGAUUCCCAAAAGGAGAAAGAUGUACUCGACAAGCUCCUACCUUGUGUGAAUUUGGAGAAAUUAACCAUCAGAUUCUAUGGUGGAACCAAUUUUCCGAAUUGGCUAGGAGACUCGUCUUUUUCUAACAUACAAGUCAUGCAUCUCAGUGACUGUAGUUAUUGUUGGUCGCUCCCACCAGUUGGGCGGCUACUAGCACUCAAAGAACUCUGUAUAGAAAGAAUGAAGUUUGUGAAGACGAUUAGCGUUGAAUUCUAUGGCAGAAAUGGAGCUUAUCUGAUUCAGCCAUUUCAAUCUCUGGAGAAGCUGGAGUUUAGGGAGAUGCCAGAGUGGGAGGAAUGGGUGCCAAGUGGAAGUGCAAGUGGAGGUGAAUAUGGUCCAGACUUUCCUCAUCUCCAGGAGCUGAUUCUAAACAAUGUCCGAAGCUGA
Molecule: messenger RNA, 2661 nt
Organism: Prunus dulcis (almond)
Lineage: Eukaryota; Viridiplantae; Streptophyta; Magnoliopsida; Rosales; Rosaceae
Product: putative disease resistance RPP13-like protein 1
Exons: 1
Coding region: 1-2661 (886 amino acids)
Biological process (GO): defense response to other organism
Molecular function (GO): ADP binding
Source: RefSeq, a predicted model, not a curated record